CCUCCAUCUUUCCCCUCUCUCUCUCUCUCUGCUUCCCUCCUCUCCCCCGCCUCCCUCUUCUCUCUCUACUCUAUACAUUAGGACACGGUUUUGAUGCUCUGGGCUCUGGGCUCUGGGCUCGACAGAGGGAUUGAAGGCUCUGGGCUCGGCAAGUUCUCGAGAGGCUAGGCUGUAGGCAACGAGAGGCCAUAGGCUCUAGCUUCCACCAUCAAUAUUCACCUGUCCCUCCACUGACUCCUCUCACUCUCUCUUCUCCCCACUGUCUAUACUCACCUGUCCCUCCACCGACUCCUCGCUCUCUUCUCGUCAAACCACACCAACUCCUCACUCUUUGUUCUUGUCAAUCACACCUCUUUCUCUCUUUUCUCCUUCUCCUGUGCGUUUUGCACCGAUCUCACUCUCUCUUCUCCGGUUUGGUUUGUCUGUAAGGCAUUUUUCGUUCCAAGGUUUCGCCUAUUUUUUAGGGAAAAUCCCCGAUAAUUACCUAGCCGUCAAUUUAUUACCAGAACUUUAAAAUGCGAAAAUCUAAUAUUCUGGAUUUUCAUUUUGCGACAAUAUAGUACCUGGCGUUCACCACCGCUAUUCAUCGUCUCCUUCGUUGAACACCGCAAUUCCGUUCCUAAUUUUUGACGGCAACCGUCGGAGUUGCGUUCCUGUAGGAGGUAAGAUUGAAUGUGGCGGGGCAACUCAGCAAGUAAUCUGAUGGAGCUGAAUGCCACAUAAAUAGAGAAUGGCGUCGCAUGUGGAGUUGGGUUGUGGAAUGUUUAUGUUACGACUCUGCAGCGAGCUCUAAAGUGAGUUGACGCACUUCUAGGAGUCGUCUGGUACCAUCAGACUGUUUGACGACAUGCCCACAGCUGACGCUACGUGUAGUGCUUACCUAGCAUGCGCAGCGAAGAACCAGGUGGUGAGCACCGAACAACAGCGGCUAACGUCGAGGUUGCGCCCGCAUGCCUCAUUGACGACGGGAUCCCCUGCUUCCAGUUUGUCGGGGUCGCCACCUUAUGCUUCGCUGCCUUCUGUAGGGAGUCCACCACCCUCACUAUCUCUUCCAUGUUACACCCAGUGCUGGCUGGGUAUAGGAAGCUCAGCUUUACUUUCUUAUCUCCGCCCGCGAAGUGCAUCGCUUGGGAUGGCACAAAGUUUUCUGUGGAUUUGUGGGGUGUUUGAUGGGCAUGGAAAGAAUGGCCACAUAAUAAGCAAACUAGUCAGAAAUCGGCUGCCAUUGCUCGUACUAGAUCGGAAGAAUGCUCUCUCAGUGCUGAAAAUGCCUGGACUGACGAUCGGUGACACUGUUCCAAACCUGGAAGCCGAAACCACAAAAGGAAAAUUCAAGCUUCACGACUACAUAGGAGAUAGCUGGGCCAUUAUCUUAUCUCGCCUAGAGGACUUCACUCCGGUAUGCAUGACGGAGUUGGGUAAGAUGGCAGCCUACGAAGAGGAAUUUAGCAAGCGAAGAGUGAAGCUACUGGGCCUCUCUUGCGAUGACAUUCAGUUCCACAACGACCGGAUCAAGGACAUCGAAGCCUACACUGGGUUGGGAUAUUGCUGCUACGACACCGACUGUUGAAGAUGGUGAUGAUGCUUGAACAUUUGUGGUGUUUUCCAGCGUCCUAUUGUUUUUUUAUUUUUUUACUUUUCCCUCCUUUUUUAUGUAUUCUUUCUUUUUCUUUUUUGCUUGUACUAAUUCCUAAUUUUUCGUUUUCCUUGGAGGGUUCGGCGAUGGCGACCAGUGGCUCCAGUGGCGGUUUCUUCUUCUCUAUUUUGGGUGUUGGUUGUAGUCGGGCAGAGGUUUUCAAAGGUCUGAUGGUUUGCGAUGUGGAUGAUGGCAGGUCUCUAGCCUUCUUUGGGAGUUGGGUGUCAGUGCGGUGGCGCAUCUUUGGCCUUCUUUGGAGUUUGGUGGUAGUGGGGUGGCGGCAGGCAGUGGCUCUAGUGGUGGUUUCUUCUUCUCUAUUUUGGGUGUUGGGCUAUAGUCGGGCAGAGGUUGUCGGAGGUCUAGUGGUUUGUAGUGUCGGUGAUGGUGGGUCUCUGACCUUCUUUUGAGGUUGGAUGUCGGUGCGAUGGCGCGUGCCUGGCCUUCUUUGGAGUUCGAUGGCGUUGGGGUGGCGCUUUAUGGUUUCAUCCGGACAUCACAUGCAGGUUGGACAAUUACUGAUAUGGGUCAACCCAGGGCAGGCUGUAGCCGACCCGAUGUCACCGUUUCAGGUCUGGGACUGCGCCAGGGAACCAGACCUAUGUUCGAAUCCGGCAUUGACAAUUGACAUGGACCAUCCGUGCUCUUGACUCAUCCAAUCUGUUAUCCAGAACCGAAUCGGUUCCCCAUUCGGUCACACAUAAUCGGGUCUGGAUCCGAACCUGAUCCUGCCUGGGUUCAACCUUAUGUACAUAGCUGUUUGAAACGAGCUCUUUUGGGUUGCACGCAUGUCCAGGUGAUCUGCAUGUAGUAAAUGUUUGCCAUUAAUGUUAUUCCUAAUUUAGU
This is a messenger RNA of Nelumbo nucifera (sacred lotus), 2479 nucleotides long. Lineage: Eukaryota; Viridiplantae; Streptophyta; Magnoliopsida; Proteales; Nelumbonaceae. The record is from RefSeq and is a predicted model, not a curated record.